Molecule: messenger RNA, 195 nt
Organism: Aureococcus anophagefferens
Lineage: Eukaryota; Pelagophyceae; Pelagomonadales; Pelagomonadaceae
Exons: 1
Cellular component (GO): endoplasmic reticulum
Molecular function (GO): protein-folding chaperone binding; misfolded protein binding
Source: RefSeq, a predicted model, not a curated record
GACCCCUACGAGGUCCUCGGCGUCCAGCGCGACGCGACGGACGCGCAGAUCAAGAAGGCCUUCCGCUCCCUCGCCCUCCGCUACCACCCGGACAAGAACCCCAACGAGUCCGAGAACGAGAAGUUCAACGACAUCAACGCGGCCUACGAGCUCCUCUCCGACCCGGACGCGAAGAAGCACUACGACGCCUACGGC